AUAUUUGACGUGGAUCUAACUCUUUGCGGGAACACGUACGUAACGUUAGGACUUGACUAGUUGGACCGAGGAAACCAAUCUACAUGAUCUACGGGUAACCGUCUAACCGACUGAUCAGGUGACGACUACCAGUACGCGUAUCACGUGAUCUGAAAAUCAACUUCAUACCGCUUCGAUUGCACUCGACGGUGACCGGACCGACUGCCAAGAAAAGCUGGAAAUAGGACUCAAAUAUAUAAAUUCAACAUGGCAACUAAACUCGUACAGUGGCUUACUGUCUUUACUCUCCUUGCCAGUCUCUGGAGUGCCUUGGUGUUUGACAUCAUUCCUGUCAAGUUAGAUAGCAGAUUUAAAGAAGUUAUAUGGCCAUUUCCUGUGUAUCUUCUUGUGGUAUUCGGGUGUUUUUCCCUUGGAACUAUUGGUUACAGAGUUGCUACAUUUAAUGACUGUGAAGAUGCUGCAGCCUCACUUAAAGAGGAACUCAAAGAAGCAAGAGAAGAUCUGAAAUGCAAAGGAUUUAAAUUCUCAUGACACAGUAGGAUAUCAGAACUCUAGAACUUGUAGAGACAUCUCAACAAAUGAAUAAGCUUUAAAGGCAAUUGUACUUCAAAGAAUAAUUGCUAGGUAUGAUUGUACUCAAGCUUUCAUUCCAGUCUUGUGGUUUUACACUGCAAAUUUGUAUGACAAAGAGUUAAACCUGAGGAUUGAUAUCAUGAAUACAAUGUUACAUUUCAAUUGAUCUCUAUAGUCACAAGGGUGCAUUUCGCAUUAAUUAGGUGGAAGUUUUCAAUUGACAUGUUGAUUUAGAUCAAUUUUCACAGCAUACUUUAACCAUUGCAAUGCAACCAAUAAGUAUGAAUUGAGCACACUGUGGCAAAGGCGAUCAUUUAAUAUUAAUCGCUUUCCCAGUAAAGUAAGCAUGAGAAAAAGAAAUUUGUUAAGUGCUUGACAUCUGCAUAAACUAUGGUUUCAAGCCAUUUACUCAAAACCACUUUUGUGAAAUUAGGUCAUUGUUGUUAAUAAAUGGCAUGUGCCUAGUUGUGGUUUAGUAAGAAAGCCUCACAUGUAUUUUAUCAUUUGGAUAGGGUUAGGCAUUACUUAAAUAUUCUACCAUUUGCAAAUCAAAAAUUAAAGCAAAAUAAAACCUGCCAGGACACUAGGGUGGUUGAAUUGCAUUUUGACACAAGAUGAGAAAAACCUUUGUAUUUUUCAAAUGCAAUCACCAGAAUUAUAUUUUGAUUGGAAAAAAUAAAUGAUUUUAUUUUUAUAUUCUUAUGUACUUUGUGAACAAGUAACUAUGUUCUUUCCUGAUGAUAAUGAGUACACAGUUUCAAACUUGAGGCAUCUGGUAUAAUGUGUGUACAAAAUAUUCAGUUUGAUAUGUGUGGUGUAAAGAUUGGGUGGUCUGAGAAACAGACUAGUCACAAUGUAUGUAAUUAUGAACCAUACAAACUUAUGAUUGAAUUAUCAAGUUAUUAAAAGUAAGGUCUUCAUGAUGUUCUUGCCAAAAGUAAUGUUGUACUUGACAAGUACUGUUUGCUUAAGACCAAUAAUUUUUUUUGUACUGCUUAUGAAUUGUUCUAUUCAAAAUAUUCUCUCAAUUAUCUAUUAGACAUUCCCAUUAUCCCACAGACCUCUUUGGUCAUCAAUUUAAAUGUGAAGAAAAUAAAAACUGGCUCUAAACUGACAUAGUAAGUUGCUAAAACUCUUUAUUUUUGAUCCUGCAACUAAUUUUACUGUGCCUUGAAUAAUAUUGGACAUCAAAUUUGUCAUAUAAGUUCUUCUGAUGAAUGUAGCAUUUACCAUAUUUAUGUGAUUUGAUCUAGGAGGUUUCAAAUGAGAUGGAGUAACAGCAAAUAAAAUCCCUUUGAACAAGGUUAAAAACCACCAGCAGAAGUUAUGUCAGGCAUGCACUUUGCUCAACAUCUCUUUCAAUUGUGUAGACAAAUGAUUCCUGCAUGACUCUGCAGCUAUAGGUCAUAAAGGGAAAUAUGCUCUUGUGAUGGUAAUUACUUUUUCGGCCCAUCUGGUAUGGUUUUAUGUGUAGUACAUAAUUCGGAGGCAUGCAAAAAUAAACUAUUCAGCAUUAUGUCCUGAAAUAUGACUCAAAUUUACUUGACUGGGCAUGUGCGGGCACUCAUCUGGCAUAUACAAUAAUGAAUAGCAAGAUCAAGUUUAUUUAAACCAAUCAAAACAUGAGACAUAUUACACAGUUUAACAAAAAAUAAGAAUACAUGAUUGGUUUGGGACCCCAUAGAAGCAGAGCUUGUGAGAGGGGCCCCUUACAUAGAACCUUACAGCAAAAAUGAGAUGAAACAUAUAUACAAUGAUAAUCUAGAGAGUAAAUAAGAAAAAUACAUACAAAAAUCCACACACACACACACACCCUCACACACACACACAUAUGGUUUAUCAAGAUUCAAUUUAAGAUAUUUUGUAAUCUUUCAAAUAAAUAUUUUCAACAUGAAUUUUUAAAUAUGGGCAGUGUUGGACUGGAUCUAAAGCUUUGUGGUAACUUAUUCCAUUCUUUGAUACAAACUAUUACAAAAUAAUUCAAAGCAGUAUUUGUUCUUGUAAGUGGUUGGUGGAUAAGAUUUUUCUGCCGUGUAUUGUACAAAUGGACAUUCGAGUUAACAACAAAUGCAUCUUUUAAAAAUGAACAGUUUUGAGAGGAUUGUGAUUUGUACAUAAAUAUCAAACAAUUGAACGAGACUAAAUCAUCAAGAGGCAAAAUCUUCAAUUGCAGAAAUAAAGGAAUACCUAGACAUCUGUAAUUCGAAUAUGUUAUGAGCCUCAUAACAAUAUUCCACCGACCACAUUUGAAAUUUUAAUUUGCCGCAAACGAUCGGAAAAGUGUUAAAAUCUGGUUUCAGUAAAGGUCAAAUUCUUACUUUUUUCACUAAUUAAAGGUAAAUUGAUAUAAUCUGGGCAAAUAUCUCAGCGUAAUAAUGCUUGGUUAUUGACGUCUUGUCAUGCGUUCAAAUUUCAGUUUGUUUAUUAAUAGAAAAGAUGGAAAAUUGAUACAAAUGGAUAUUCGUAAAAUUUCACUCUGAUUUUUUCACUGAAACUGGCGGCUUCAAAGGUGGACAUCAAAAAGGUCUUUACUGCUGUUCUUUUGUGCUUCUUUAGAAAUAAACAGCUGCUUGAAUAAAUUUGUUGCCUGUUGGAACUCCAGUCAUAGAAUCUUCUUGAUUUGAUUAAGAUUCUAAUAGUAUAUCACAACAGGUAUUGUGCUUGCAGGUUUGUUUCAUCCGACCGUGGCAUGGGCAUUCAUAGUCUGUCUUGCAUCUAUAGACAGCUAUUCGUUCUACAAUUUUUGGACGCUCAUCUAUUUGAUGCAGUAUUCAGAACCAGGGGUGGUAUUCUGGAACACUGUCAUACCGGUGUGUUGGCUCAGUUGGUAGAGCAUUCAUCUAUCAACCGGGAGGUCAGGAGUUCAAACUCGGCCCCGUCAGACCAAAUGACGUUUAAAAAAUGCUGCUACCCUGUUUGGCAUUCAACGAUUUAAGGGAUAGAGCCUUGUCGAUCUGGCGCUGCACAGCGGCUACCGGGCCCACGAUAAAUUGGGCAAAGCAAAUUUUCUGAGUAUUUCAUUUCAUGUCUAUUUCGAACAAUAAAAUGUAAAAAAAUGUGGAUAACUUUUGUCAUAAUUUUGUAAUGUCUCUUUGCGAUGUGUCACCGCUGUGAUUGUCACAAAUCGGUAUUCUGAAUAAUAUUGUCUUUACCCUGUCAUAUCUCUCUAAGUUCCCACCCAACCAAUCAAAAUCAUAGUUAGUUCCUAGUGGGAGCCCUUCUUACUAAUAGGAAGGCCCGGUGGCAGGUAGGGCGUAUCCCCAAUACCGUAGCUGGCAUCGCGCAACUACGCUUAUAUUGAUGCGCUUAAUUACAAAAAGAGACAGAGCUGUGAAGGAUUUUAGAAAAGGGAAUACAGAGAAAAAAGGAAGAAUUAAUAAUUAUGUAGGGCCUAACUAAUUAUAGCAUGAAAAAUAUUUUUGAAAAUUGUCAUGGAUUAUGACUGUACAGUGUAAAUAAUACCACAAUAUAAUCUAAAUAAUAUUAUUAUAUGCUUGACAUUUAGUCGGCAGGGUAACAGGAUAUUUGGUACUAAAAGAUAUGACAAAAUUUAAGACUGAUAUCCCCCUGUCAUAAAUUUUGUCAUGUCUUUUGCUUCUAAAUUGGGAUUAUGCGUAUUUAAUACCCCUUUCACAAACCCAUCCUCCAAUUAUCCGCACUAUUUUUUUACGAGCGCCCGACCUGAAAAAGGCGGAUAAUUGUCAUGGCAACUGCACAUGCCCCCUCCGAUGGGGUUGUGUUGGAAAAGGGUGACCUUUUGUGACUGCACCAUGGCAAUUAUCCGCAUUACUUUGGAAAUGCAUUCACAAAGCCAAAAUCUGGUCCCGCUCCGAUUUUACAACCAAAUUAUGUGGAUAUUAUCCGCAUAAUUGGGUUUGUGAAAGGGUUAUUAGAGCCGCAUAUUUUUGGUGCGCACUAAAGAGAAGAGACAAAAUUUAUGAAAAUUUUUGUGACAAAAGUUAUGACAUCCACCAGUAUACCGAUUUUGUCAUAUCUCUGAGGAAAAUUAAAAUAUGGAGAAAAGACAAUGUUCAGAAUACCGCCUGCAGGCAUAUUUUGUAGUGUUGAGAUCACAGGUCAGGGUCAAAGGUCAUACAUCAUAUUUGUCUUCAAAGUGGUAUUAUUGUCACUUCAUGACUCCUACUAUGGUAAAGUUGUGAGUUCUAAAUGUUUAAUCUUUUAUUACAGAUAAUCUUUUGAAUUAAUUGUUAUAAUACACAACUGGCAAUUCAAAUAUUCUGUUAUAUCUGUUUCUCUGUAAGUACCCACUUUGUUUGAAAAUUGUAACUUUUUUCUAAUGGUUUUUAUUUCAACUACAUUUAUUUCUUCUCAGCAAUUAUUUAUUAGCAUAGGGUUAGACCUAGGAUUGUAAUAGAGCUCUUUGUUCUGAAUAAUAAAAAGGUAAGGAUUAGGGUUUAUUUAGUUUUGCAGGUCAUUGUUUAUGUUUGGCUUAAUGUGGGGAAUUUUCAUCGGAGCAAAUGUCGCCAGAGCAAAUGUCAUGGAACCUAUAUAUUAAUCUUGCUAGUAUUAAGUCUGAUGCACUUUUCAACUUCUGUUUCUUAAUUCUCAUUUAUUAAAUUAUUGCCUGGGUUCUGUAACUAGCCCAAAGGAUCAGUUCAUAAGGAUCAUAAUGACCAACCUCACUCUAGAUUUCCAGCAUAUUGCAAGGGCAGGUCCAUGUUAUUUCACUUACAAAGAACAUGAGAUGGCAUAAAAUGUUACUGUUUUGGUACGAUCAUCUUCCUAAUAGGUUGGUCAUGCUCUUUUCAACUUAUCGCUGGUUUUUAUGUGUUGAAGUAUCAAUGAUUUACGAAUAGGAGGGAAUUUUUUUCUUACAUACCCACACUUUUUAGAUAAAUUGCCUUAAGUUUAUAUUUUAGCUUUUUAACAUUGAUAUACAUGUAGUUUGAUUUGAAAUAUUUCCGAGAACCUGUGUUAUUUUUUUAAUGCAUAUAAAUUCUCUAUCAAUUUUAACUGCAGCAUCAUCAAUGAAUUCCCAAAAGAACUAGGAUUUGUUUAAGUCUGACUUAUCAAAAAUUGACCCAAGAGAUUAACAAUGUUAAACUUCUACAAAUACUAUAUAUUCAUCUUUAUCCGAGCACUAUUAUUCUCUUCUAUACAAGAAAGGUUAUCACUUACAUGGACGUACAGACAGGGUGGUGGGAGCUAAAAGGUUCCAUUACUGACAAACAAAAGGAAAAUAGUAAAAAUGAAAGAGGGUGAAAAUAUGAUUAAAUUUUCAUGUUAUGUAAAUUAUUUUCUUCAAAACUUAGAAUUUCAUUUUGAAAAGGCCAAAAGUUUAUCUCACUUGGACUCAUGGGAAAUUUAGAUCCAUGCACCAUGUUCUGCCUCCUAAAAUAUCUAGCUUGUUAAGGAAAAGAUCACUGAUCAGGAUUAAUAUCCUAGAAAGUGAACUCGUACUUUUUUAAUCAGCGGUACUAUAUUUCAAAAGUAUUGUGGACCCUGGGAAAAAUAAUUCAGAAAUUGGGCUUUGUGUAUAUACAAACAUUUCUGUUUUAUAAAAUCAUUUCAGGAAAAUUAUCUUUAAAAACAGAUAAGAAAAUUUAGGCUCACACCAUCUAAACUGGCUUCCAAAAGAAAUUGAUCAAAUUUUAGAAUGGCAGUUCACAAAUUCCACUCAUUCAAAAUGAACAAUAUUUUUUCACAGGAAACGCAGAGAGGUUAUAGCCCCUCAUAUUAGUGAUAAACUGGGAAGUUUGUUUAAUCCAUCUCAUUUUCAUUUGUCUUUUUCCAUUUUGUGACUUUGGAUUCUGAAAGCAAUUAAUGUGAGGGGCUAUAGCCUCUCUGUGAUUGAACCAAUCUCUUAAUUAUUGACACGUGCUUAGUAAAGAUUAUUGAAGCUUAGUUUUGCUCACGUUUUAACAUUAUAUAUAUUAAAUUCUUCUCAAGACUGUAAUCAAAUGGUGCUCGGUACAUGAACACUUCAACUUUGGAAGUCAAAUAAAAAAAAAACUGGAAAAGGCAGAUAUGUUUGUUUUAAAAAUUCUCCAAAUGUUCUGGGGUUAUUUUAGCAAAAGUUACAUAUGCUGUUGUAUUCUCUUGUGCAUUGGCUUCAUGAAAGAAGCAACCCAUUUGCCUAUAGUUGAAAUAAUAGUUUUAUGAAUAUAUUGCUGUUAAAAUUUAUUCAUUACUGCUUAUACUUUGUGUGUAAUUGGUAUAUGAUACAUGCCAAAGUCAAAAGGGAUUAAUAAAAAUAUAAGAAAUGUA
Messenger RNA from Lytechinus pictus (painted urchin), 6801 nucleotides. RefSeq names its product dolichol-phosphate mannosyltransferase subunit 3-like. Gene Ontology annotation, biological process: GPI anchor biosynthetic process. Lineage: Eukaryota; Metazoa; Echinodermata; Echinoidea; Temnopleuroida; Toxopneustidae. The transcript has 6 exons. The record is from RefSeq and is a predicted model, not a curated record. Bases 247 to 531 code for a protein of 94 amino acids. Gene Ontology annotation, cellular component: endoplasmic reticulum membrane; dolichol-phosphate-mannose synthase complex.